Messenger RNA from Portunus trituberculatus (swimming crab), 4156 nucleotides. RefSeq names its product zinc finger and BTB domain-containing protein 24-like. The record is from RefSeq and is a predicted model, not a curated record. Gene Ontology annotation, molecular function: metallocarboxypeptidase activity; protein binding; zinc ion binding. The transcript has 16 exons. Gene Ontology annotation, biological process: proteolysis. Lineage: Eukaryota; Metazoa; Arthropoda; Malacostraca; Decapoda; Portunidae. The coding region runs from base 279 to 3005 and encodes 908 amino acids.
ACGAGUGAGGGAGGAGCGGGGGGCAGGGACGCGUCACCCUGUGGAGUGGCCGCGCCGCCCUCACCUCCCUCCCUCCCGCGGACCCAACCUGCCUCUCGGGUUCUUUGUUUGCCUGCUCCACCCUGCUGAGCCGAGCGGUGCUCACAGAAUAUACCACAGGACAGGUUUGGCGUGGCACUGCCCAGCGACCCUGGCUCUUAUCCUUCUGUCCUCGGCGUCGCAGGGAAGGGUUAGCCAAACUUCCAAGCCUUCACCGCCCAAGGUGAAGAAACUAAGGCAUGAUGGCGUCAGAUGGCAUGCUGUCCCUCUCAUGGAACAAUCACAAAGCCACCUUCUGUCACAUUCUCUCUACACUACGAGAAAAGGAGAGAUACACAGAUGUAACGUUAGCAUGUGAGGGAAAGUUUUAUCCGGUGCAUAAACUUGUGUUAUCAACGUGCAGUGAAUACUUUGAAAAGAUGUUUGAGCACACGCCUUGUAAGCAUCCUGUAGUGGUUCUCAAAGACAUUAAGUGUGCAGACAUGGAGGCAUUGCUGAGCUAUAUGUAUGAUGGCGUAGUGAGUGUGUUGCAGCAGGACCUAGCACGGCUAAUAAAGGCUGCCGAGUUGUUACAAAUAAAGGGCUUGGCUGUACCUGAUGAACCUCCUUUGAAAGAACUUAGCAAAAAGAACGCAUAUCCAUGGAGUUCGCGGGAUGACCGGAGUAGUCCGCACCCUAAAAGGAGACGGAGAGAAGACAUAAUGAGCUCCACGUCCCAGGGAAGUUCAUUACCACCCCCUGAGAGCCCCCCUUCCUCUCCCCAACAUCACCAAGAGUCCAAUCAAACCUGGGACCAUUCCAAGUCUCAUAGUCAAGACCAAAGAGGAGAAGAUGGUGUAGACCAGCGAGUGGGUGAUCCAGUGGAGCCAGCAGUGGAGUUCAGCUCUCCCAAGCAGGAAGCCUCGCACAAUCAGGAGCCAGUUGAUGAAUCUCUAGUCAAAGAAGAAGUUAUCGAAGGUUCAGAAGACAACCAGGGAGAAGGAAUGGACUCCAGGAUAGAGUAUGGAGGGAUGGGUGGUGGGGACUCCAGCACAGGAGGGGAAGAGCAAAGUAGCAAGUUCCCUCACCAGUUAGAUGCCAAACACCCACAACCCCUUCAUGAGGCUGUGGUGGAGGCGCUGGCAGGACCAUCUGGCAUGCAGGGGUGGCUUGGAACAGGGGAGCUUGGUGGUGGUUUUUCCAUGCUAGAAGGAUACAGUGAAGAUGGGAACCAGGAGGUGCACCCAGCUUCCUCGGGUCCCCACGGCACGCAGCAGUCCCACCAGAUGGUGAGAGGCCUCGAGGCUGCCUCACGGUGCCCUUGCUGCAGCUACACCACCACGUCCCGCAGUCUCAUGGAGAUUCACAUCGCUACACACACACGGGAGAAGCCCUUUGCAUGCCCUCACUGUCCCUUCAGAGCCUUCCACAACGCUAACCUGAAGACGCACCUACGCAUCCACACUGGAAUGAAGGCGUGGGCUGGCGUGAGUCUAGUCCUAUGGGCGGCGGUGGCGGCAACUCGGGCCGCUGUGGUGCCGACGGGAUCCAGCGCUCCGGAGUUCCAGUGGAAGCACCACAAUAACCAGGAGGUGGAGGCGGUGCUGCGGCAGGUGGUGAGCCGCUGCCCUGACGUGACGCGGCUCUACGCCCUCAGCGAGCCCUCCGUCAGGAACGUACCUCUCUGGGUACUGGAGCUCUCCGACAACCCGGGCCAUCAUGAGCUGUUGGAACCUGAGUUCAAGUACGUGGCCAACAUGCACGGCAACGAGGUGGUGGGGCGCGAGUUGCUACUGAAGCUGGCCCACCACCUGUGUGAGGGUUGGCGCUCCGGGGACCAGGACAUCAGGAACCUGCUCUCCACUACGCGCAUCCACCUGCUGCCCUCCAUGAACCCUGACGGCUGGCAGAAGGCGACGGACACGGGCGCGACGGACUACCUGGCGGGGCGCACCAAUAACAACAGCGUGGACCUGAACCGAGACUUCCCAGACCUGGACACCAUCAUGUUCAUCAAUGAAGUGCGACACUCCCGCUUCAACAACCACCUUAUGGAGCAACUCAACCACUUAGACUACCAGCCCCAGCCGGAGACGUGGGCGGUGAUGAAGUGGAUUAUGAGCACGCCCUUCGUCCUGUCCGCUAACUUCCACGGCGGGGACCUGGUGGCCAAUUACCCCUAUGACGCCUCACGCUCCGGCGCCGCCCACGAGUAUGCCAACAGCCCCGACGACCAGACCUUCAGGCACUUGGCUCGCGUUUACGCUUCUCACCACCCCGAGAUGGCAGACCCCACCCACCCGCCCUGCUUCCCCGGGGACAACCACUUCGGCGACAAGGGCGGCGUGACCAACGGGGCGGCGUGGUACAGCGUGCAGGGAGGUAUGCAGGACUUCAAUUAUCUGGCUAGCAAUGACAUGGAGGUGACGCUGGAGGUGGGGUGUGAGAAGUACCCGCCAGCCUCAGCCCUGCAGCAGGAGUGGGACAAGAACAAGGACGCCAUGAUGGAGUACUUGUGGCAGAUCCACACGGGCAUCAAGGGCGUGGUGCGGGACGCCAUCACGCAGCAGGGCCUCCCCAACGCCGUCAUCCACGUAAAGAACGUUACCCGCAUCAACGACACUCACGUUAGGGACGACCACAUCAACCACGACGUGACCUCCGCCGGCAACGGGGAGUACUGGCGUCUGCUGGUGCCGGGGCAGUACGAGGUGACGGCAGAGGCAGAGGGCCACCUGCCUCUCACCCACGUGGCUACCAUCACCAACACCCCGCGCCGCGAAGCCUUCAGGCGAGACUUCGAUCUCAGCCCUAUCCUGGACGACGACUUCCUGCAGGAGCUCUCCUCCCCAUCCUUCCAGAGAGGGCAGGAAGUGGACCGGGCCUACGAGGACGGCAGGUACAGCGACGACUCCCCCAUGGACGAUCUCCCCCUCGAGCAGGAUCUUCUGGGACGCUUCCGAGGGUUGGGGAACAUGAGGUACUAGGACACCACGCCCCUGCACGCCACCAGCCAGCCACGCCCUCCUCCAGCCAGCCAGCCAGCCAGCAGCACCCAAACAUGCUCUGCUACUAUCACUAAUGCUUUCAUAAUGUGACCUCUUCCAUAUCUCUCUCUCUCUCUCUCUCUCUCUCUCUCUCUCUCUGCGAAGGACAGCUGGAGGAACUGUGGUGUAGGAUCUCUUAAAGAAAACUAUCAAAGAAUCCUACAGCGGCGUUGGUGCGGCGAUAGGAGGAGAAAGGCGCGGAGAGGUGAUGAUGGUGUGACGUGAGGAGGAUGUAAUGUAGGUUUGGGCCAUAUUCUGAGACACUUCUGUGCCACACCUCCGCUAACAUUUGAAAGCCUCAACAUGAAGUAAUGUGGAUUUUUUAGUCUGUUUUUUUGUGGUUCUAGUGACAAAUUAACAAGUUUUCAACAUUAUUAAUAGGAGAAACAUGCUUCAAAAUCUGGUUACUCAUCUUUGCGGCCUUUGAAGAUAGUUGAAGUGAAAGAGCAAAGCGUUUUAGAAUACACCCCAUUAGUUGUGAGGAGCAGCAAGUGGAGGAUGCUGGCGCAGUGAGCUGUGUAGCGUCGUGACAGUAUUACAUCUCAUGGUGAGACCUGCUGACAGCUGAGCAAGGCAGCGGGUUUGUACCAGGUUCGGCUCCACCACCACGACCACUACCAAUAGUAGCAGUAGUAAUAGUAGUUGUUGUGGUAGUAGUAGUAGUAGUAGUAACAGGGGUUGUAGCUGUGAUGGUAGUGGUGGUUGGUGGUCAUGGUACAGACAAAUUACAAUAUCGCGGUAGGCCUAUUUCACUGAUUCACAUUUGCUCUCGUCUAUCUUUUUAGCAGAUUAUAUUUUUGUUCAGUUACGAUCGAGAUAGCGACUCAAACCUGCUAUUCGCGUAAUUAUUGAAGUUGUUCAAUUCAAAGUUUAUAGCAUGACAAGUUCUCAAGUUUUCUCGGUGACUGGAGCUACAUCAACUUUGUACAGUGAGCGAAUACAUACAAAGCAAGUUGAGUUAUUCACAUCGGCUGUACGGAAUCCAGGACCCAUGCAAGUGUCCCUCAACAUAUCGCGUGUCCCAGUGUGUAGACAGUCAUGUGUGCGCACCAAAUUUGUAUAUUUUUAUGCAUAAUACAAUAGCACUUGUG